GCUCCAUGCUCUCUGCACUUCAGCGUGCAAAAUUGACUACCCAGCACAUACUCAAUACCUCCCCACGAAGACUCGCCACCAUGACGGACACGUCGAAGUACCUUCUCAACCACACGAUGCUCCGCGUCAAGGACCCCCAGAAAUCGGUCAAGUUCUACGAACAUCUGGGGAUGUCGCAAGUGAACAAGUUUUCCUUCCCGGAUAACAAGUUCGAUCUCUACUUCCUGGCUUAUGACUCUCCCAAAGCUGCAUCUCACGGCAACCACUGGACGGACCGACAGGGUAUCAUCGAGCUGACGCACAACUACGGCACGGAGAAUGACGACUCAUACAAGCCGAACAACGGCAACAAGGACCCUGGAAAGGGCUUCGGACACGUCUGUGUCUCCGUCGACAAUAUCCAGGCAGCUUGCCAGAGACUAGAGGACGCUGGGUACAAGUUCCAGAAGAAGUUGAAGGACGGAAGGAUGCACCACAGUAAGUUCGCUCUGGAUCCGGAUGACUACUGGGUUGAGAUCAUCGCGAUGAACGAUGUGGAGAAGACCGAGAACGUCAAGGAGACCGACAUCUCGACCUACAGGAUGAACCACACUAUGAUACGCGUCAAGGAUAAGGACGUCAGUCUCAAGUUUUAUCAAGAAGUUAUGGGCAUGACAUUCUUGCGCGAAAGUGGUGGUUCAGACUUCACUUUGUUUUUCUUGGCAUAUGGUCCAAAACCUCAAAGUGACAAGUCGGCCAAUGGCACGAACCCCGUUGCUGAUCGCGAAGGUAUUCUGGAGUUGACCUGGAACCAUGGCACAGAGAAGGAGAGCGGCAAAAUUUAUCAUGACGGCAACAGUGAGCCACAAGGCUUUGGUCACAUUUGCAUCUCGGUGGAUGACCUCGAUGCCGCUUGCAAGAGAUUCGAAGAGCAGGGAGUGGAAUGGAAGAAGCGACUCACUGAUGGACGCAUGAAGAAUGUGGCGUUCAUUCUCGAUCCGGAUGGAUAUUGGAUCGAGGUUAUCCAAAACGAGCGCUACAAGCCAGCUCCAGGCAAUUACUAGCGAUCGCAAAAGAGGAACGAAUGUAACGACGAUACGUACCAGAAGUGGAGCAUAGUAUGCAGCCAGACUCCUGUAAAUGAAAUUGGAAGGAAAAGGCUGGAAUUGUGAAAGCCUACAUUGAGACCGAAAGUCCGCGCGAGAACCAUGACAUGAAUCGCAAAAAAAUUCUAA
Cercospora beticola is the source of this 1214-nucleotide messenger RNA. NCBI's taxonomy places the organism in Eukaryota, Fungi, Ascomycota, Dothideomycetes, Mycosphaerellales, Mycosphaerellaceae. The record is from RefSeq and is a predicted model, not a curated record.